AUGAUAAAUAAAUUAGAAAUCAGAGAUGAAUCACUUGAGACCUGGAAGGCCUAUAAUUAUACACCUUCAAAGGCAGCAGCAGCAAUUUUCGUUGUGUUAUUUGGAUUGGCGACAAUUUUUCAAGUUUAUCAAAUUGUGAAGACAAUGGCUUCAAAAAAUUAUACUAGAAAAGAGAAGCGUGUGUUAUGGAUUAUGCUUCCUUUUGUAUUGGGUGGGGUUUUUGAAUUUGUUGGAUAUAUUGGAAGGGUCAUGUCAAGCUCCGACGUCACUUCCCUCGGACCAUACAUCAUCCAAUCAAUACUUUUAUUAGUUGCACCUGCAUUAUUUGCCGCUACGCUAUACAUGUCACUUGGAAGGCUAAUUGCACGUUUGGAAUGUCAUAGACUCUCAAUUAUCCCAUUGAAGUAUUUAACCAAGAUCUUUGUGGUCGGUGAUGUGGUGUCGUUCUUAAUGCAGGCUGGUGGUGGAGGAAUUAUGUCUUCGGGUGACCAAUCAUCCAUGAAGACCGGGGAACGCGUGAUUAUUGGUGGUUUGAUAGUUCAGAUAGUUUUCUUUGGGAUGUUCAUGGUCGUGGAAGUGAUCUUUCAUUAUAGAGUCCUUAAACACCCAAAUGAAUGUGCUAUGUUUAUCAGAAAUAUACCCUCACAAUUCAAUAAUUGGAAUUCUAUUUUGUUUACCCUUUUAGCAUGCUCAAUACUUAUAUUCAUAAGAUCUAUAUUCAGAUUGGUUGAAUAUAUUCAAGGAAAUGAUGGGUAUCUUAUUUCGCAUGAAGCAUUUCUUUAUGGUUUUGAUGCAGCGCUCAUGUUCUUGAAUAUGGUGAUCUUUAUUUCGCAAGAUAUUGGAAAAUAUUAUGUUUCAUUUAGAGAAUUUAAGUCUCUUAACGCUGGGAAUGAUAACUAUAGUGCUAACCCCACUGUUACUGACAAAGAGUCAAUCGAAGAAUCGAAUUUUAAAUAG
Molecule: messenger RNA, 957 nt
Organism: Debaryomyces hansenii CBS767
Lineage: Eukaryota; Fungi; Ascomycota; Pichiomycetes; Serinales; Debaryomycetaceae
Product: RTA1 domain-containing protein
Exons: 1
Coding region: 1-957 (318 amino acids)
Cellular component (GO): membrane
Source: RefSeq, a predicted model, not a curated record